AUGCACCUAAACGCCCAGUCAUGCAGUAACAAAGCUCUUGAGCUUGCAGACACCAUCACUGAUGAUAGCUACGACAUCGUUUUCCUUAGUGAGACAUGGUUUAAAGAAGUUGGUGAUGAGCCAAGAACCAUUGAGCUAACGCCACCAGGCUUUCUUUUAAAGAGUCUACCUCGAAAAACAGGCAGCGGAGGGGGCUUAGCAAUACUGUACAGAGAUAGUCUAGCCAAGCCUAAUGGUGAUAAUGAUAAUGGUGAAGGUAGCUAUGUUGAUGAUGAUAAGCCUAAUAGUGAUAAUGAUAAUGGUGAAGGUAGCUAUGUUGAUGAUGAUAGGCCUAAUAGUGAUAAUGAUAAUGGUGAAGGUGGCUAUGUUGAUGGUAGCUAUGUUGAUGGUGAUGGGCCUAAUAGUUAUAAUGAUAAUGGUGAAGGUAGCUAUGUUGAUGACGAUAGGCCUAAUAGUUAUAAUGAUAAUGGUGAAGGUAGCUAUGUUGAUGACGAUAGGCCUAAUAGUUAUAAUGAAAAUGAUGAAGGUAGCUAUGUUGAUGACGAUAGGCCUAAUAGUUAUAAUGAUAAUGGUGAAGGUAGCUAUGUUGAUGGUGAUGGGCCUAAUAGUUAUAAUGAUAAUGAUGAAGGUAGCUAUGUUGAUGACGAUAGGCCUAAUAGUUAUAAUGAUAAUGGUGAAGGUAGCUAUGUUGAUGGUGAUGGGCCUAAUAGUUAUAAUGAUAAUGAUGAAGGUAGCUAUGUUGAUGGUGAUGGGCCUAAUAGUUAUAAUGAUAAUGAUGAAGGUAGCUAUGUUGAUGACGAUAGGCCUAAUAGUUAUAAUGAUAAUGAUGAAGGUAGCUAUGUUGAUGGUGAUGGGCCUAAUAGUUAUAAUGAUAAUGAUGAAGGUAGCUAUGUUGAUGGUGACUGGCCUAAUAGUUAUAAUGAUAAUGAUGAAGGUAGCUAUGUUGAUGACGAUAGGCCUAAUAGUUAUAAUGAUAAUGGUGAAGGUAGCUAUGUUGAUGACGAUAGGCCUAAUAGUUAUAAUGUUAAUGAUGAAGGUAGCUAUGUUGAUGGUGAUGGGCCUAAUAGUUAUAAUGAUAAUGAUGAAGGUAGCUAUGUUGAUGAUGAUAGGCCUAAUAGUUAUAAUGAUAAUGAUGAAGGUAGCUAUGUUGAUGGUGAUGGGCCUAAUAGUUAUAAUGAUAAUGAUGAAGGUAGCUAUGUUGAUGGUGAUGGGCCUAAUAGUUAUAAUGAUAAUGAUGAAGGUAGCUAUGUUGAUGGUGAUGGGCCUAAUAGUUAUAAUGAUAAUGAUGAAGGUAGCUAUGUUGAUGACGAUAGGCCUAAUAGUUAUAAUGAUAAUGAUGAAGGUAGCUAUGUUGAUGGUGAUGGGCCUAAUAGUUAUAAUGAUAAUGAUGAAGGUAGCUAUGUUGAUGACGAUAGGCCUAAUAGUUAUACUGAUAAUGAUGAAGGUAGUUAUGUUGAUGGUGAUGGGCCUAAUAGUUAUAAUGAUAAUGAUGAAGGUAGCUAUGUUGAUGGUGAUGGGCCUAAUAGUUAUAAUGAUAAUGAUGAAGGUAGCUAUGUUGAUGGUGAUGGGCCUAAUAGUUAUAAUGAUAAUGAUGAAGGUAGCUAUGUUGAUGACGAUAGGCCUAAUAGUUAUAAUGAUAAUGGUGAAGGUAGCUAUGUUGAUGACGAUAGGCCUAAUAGUUAUAAUGAUAAUGAUGAAGGUAGCUAUGUUGAUGGUGAUGGGCCUAAUAGUUAUAAUGAUAAUGAUGAAGGUAGCUAUGUUGAUGAUGAUAGGCCUAAUAGUUAUAAUGAUAAUGAUGAAGGUAGCUAUGUUGAUGGUGAUGGGCCUAAUAGUUAUAAUGAUAAUGAUGAAGGUAGCUAUGUUGAUGGUGAUGGGCCUAAUAGUUAUAAUGAUAAUGAUGAAGGUAGCUAUGUUGAUGGUGAUGGGCCUAAUAGUUAUAAUGAUAAUGAUGAAGGUAGCUAUGUUGAUGACGAUAGGCCUAAUAGUUAUAAUGAUAAUGAUGAAGGUAGCUAUGUUGAUGACGAUAGGCCUAAUAGUUAUAAUGAUAAUGAUGAAGGUAGUUAUGUUGAUGGUGAUGGGCCUAAUAGUGAUUAUGAUAAUGAUGAAGGUAGCUAUGUUGAUGACGAUAGGCCUAAUAGUGAUAAUGAUAAUGAUGAAGGUAGCUAUGUUAAUUGUAAUGGGCCUAAUAGUUAUAAUGAUCAUGAUGAAGGUAGCUAUGUUGAUGGUGAUGGGACUAAUAGUGAUAAUGAUAAUGGUGAAGGUAGCUAUGUUGAUGGUGAUGGGACUAAUAGUUAUAAUGAUAAUGGUGAAGGUAGCUAUGUUGAAGACGAUAGGCCUAAUAGUGAUAAUGAUAAUGAUGAAGGUAGCUAUGUUGAUGACGAUAGGCCUAAUAGUGAUAAUGAUAAUGAUGAAGGUAGCUAUGUUAAUUGUAAUGGGCCUAAUAGUUAUAAUGAUCAUGAUGAAGGUAGCUAUGUUGAUGGUGAUGGGACUAAUAGUGAUAAUGAUAAUGGUGAAGGUAGCUAUGUUGAUGGUGAUGGGACUAAUAGUGAUAAUGAUAAUGAUGAAGGUAGCUAUGUUGAUGGUGAUGGGCCUAAAAGUGAUAAUGAUAAUGAUGAAGGUAGCUAUGUUGAUGGUGAUGGGCCUAAUAGUGAUAAUGAUAAUGGUGAAGGUAGCUAUGUUGAUGGUGAUGGGCCUAAUAGUGAUAAUGAUAAUGAUGAAGGUAGCUAUGUUGAUGACGAUGGGCCUAAUAGUUAUAAUGAUAAUGAUGAAGGUAGCUAUGUUGAUGGUGAUGGGCCUAAUAGUUAUAAUGAUAAUGAUGAAGGUAGCUAUGUUGAUGGUGAUGGGCCUAAAAGUGAUUAUGAUAAUGGUGAAGGUGGCUAUGUUGAUGACGAUAUGUUAACUGACUGA
Biomphalaria glabrata is the source of this 2907-nucleotide messenger RNA. Its product is annotated as serine-aspartate repeat-containing protein F-like. The record is from RefSeq and is a predicted model, not a curated record. NCBI's taxonomy places the organism in Eukaryota, Metazoa, Mollusca, Gastropoda, Planorbidae. The transcript is spliced from 3 exons. Bases 1 to 2907 code for a protein of 968 amino acids.